Caenorhabditis sp. 36 PRJEB53466 is the source of this 1642-nucleotide messenger RNA. The record is from the annotation of a GenBank genome assembly. Lineage: Eukaryota; Metazoa; Nematoda; Chromadorea; Rhabditida; Rhabditidae.
AUGUAUCCGAGCUACGAUUAUUGUUACGGAUUUUGUAAUGGAACGAGAACCUAUAACCCAUUCAAGAGAACUGAUGUGAUGUCUUGCAUGGUCGUGAAUGUUGGAGCUGUCUUCCCGUGCAUAGUUGACAGUUACACAAAAGCUCCAUCUGCACCACGGAACCUCGAAAUCGUAUCAAAAACUAACGAAACACUGGGUUUGAAGUGGGAGGAACCUGCCGAACUUCCGAAUCUUGUUGAAACGUACAAGAUUCAUGUCAUUGAAAGACGGAAAUUGGAUGAGCUGGAGAUAAUCUAUGAGUCAAAGGAACUGGAAUACACCGUUGAAUGGCUAUCACCGGAAUCUUCAUAUACGGUUUAUGUGGUUGCCGAAGCUGCGGAGUUCAAUAACACCGAGGGAUGGUACAAAUCUGUCACUUCCAACAUUAUUCUUUUCACUACGGAAUCGGAAGUAGCCAUCUCCACGGAAGAGUUCAAAUUACCGUCCACUGCAAAAUCUAUCACUUUGCCUUGCAUGGUCAGGACAAUUCUUGGAUACGCGGACGACGUGGCGUGGAGAAAGAUGACUGCGAAUGGGAGUGAAAUCAUUGAAGACGAUGAAAAGUACUCAAUUUUCUCGUUUCCGAACCCGUCAGCUCCAGAAAUUAUUAUUUCUGCUCUUCAAAUCAAAAACAUGGACUCGACUGAUUUCACUUCUUUCCGAUGUCAUAUCAGGAAUUCCAGCAUUGAGUACGCGAACGUUAUUAUCACGGAGUUUGAUCAUUCUGAGCAAGCACCCAGCGAGAAUCCUCCGGAAACUCUUAUAGAAUGUUGUUCGAGAGGAGCCCAUCACCCGGGAUGUAUUUCUGUUUGCAAUGGGCUGGUGGUAGGGCGCCACCAGCAAACUCCCCUCAAGCCAGGUAUGAUCUCAUAGUCUUUUGUAAUAGAAUCGAUGAAAACUUUUAGGAAACUUUCUUCCACCAACUGGAUGCAAAGGAAUCAGUGCGAGAAUUUUAAAGUGUUCUAAGAGAAAUUUUGACAGUGCGGGAUGUUGUAUUCAUGCUCAGGUUGGUUAUCUUCUUUUCGCAGACCCUUCAGACGAUUCCCUCAAUUUUCUAGAUACCGUACCACUGCUUGGGAAUGUGCGACAGUCGUUUCGAUUUGAACUUGUUCAAAACCAGAUCAUGUUCCAGAUAUAUGAGUAAGGUGUGUCAACAGCAAACUUCACGUUAUUGAAUGAUAAUGGUUUCAAAACAAACAACCCGUUUUGCAGAUCUUCAAGUGUCAACUCGAAAAAAUAUCGGUACUCCCUAAUGCCGUUUCCUAUGUGUCUGGGUACCGUUCUUGGUUCGGCAACAACAAAAUCUCGUGGGCGAAGGGUGAAUUUGCCAAAGUAUGAAAAAGUAGCAAUUUUUGAGAAAAUCUGAGUGUGUUUCAGGUUUACCACGUUUAUCAUCGAACAACUGAUGGAAAAUGGAAUAGCCUGGUCACUCUUGAUCAUUAUUUGGAAAUGUCCGACGUUGAUGAGGUAAUUAUGACAAAAAGUUCUUGAAUAUUUUGAUCAUUUUCAGUUAGUGCUCAUUGCGGUGAACGAGUUUGGUAGAUCUCCCCAACAUCGUCUUUACUACUAUGACGGUGAAUGGUUCUCGGAGGAUCAUUGGUAA